AAGAAGAGAAACCGAAAGUUUUUCUCGCGGAAGCUCGAACCGUCACCAGUGACACAGCUUAAAUGAAAUAAGACUUGAACAAAAGACGGCAUCAAAACAGACGAUUUAAAGGGCAGCAGAAAUGUCGGUCAAGUUUUAUGGUUGGGAGGUGAUGUAUGACGACGACCAGCACCUUCAGGCAGAGCAAGAGCCAAAAUCGGGUAGACUCUACACCAUGUACCAUGGCACUAAGGUGCAGGUAGCCCGCAACAUCAUACGGGAUGGAUUCCGCCAGUCAGCCGACGGCAUGUUGGGUCCGGGUGUGUAUGUAAGCCGCAACCAAAAGAAAGCAGAGCGCUACCCGCUGAACUCCCCUGUCACUGACCGUGUUGUGCUGAAGCUGCGCGUGGACGUGGGAAAAGUCAAACGCAUCGACACUGACAACCACCCGCUGCAGAAGAGCUGGCACAGCCAGGGGUAUGACACCGCCUGGGUGCCCCCCAAUUGCGGCAUGAGAGCCGUUCCCAGCGGCUUGGAGGAGGACUGUGUGUGGGACCCCAAGCGAGUGGAGGUGGUCGACAUUGCCCUGGCGCCCAACACCAACAUCUUGGCAGAACUGCAGGGACUGAUCGCCCAGAAACAGCAGCAGCAGGCGAAUGCUGGGUCGACCGGCCAGACUGCUGGGGCAGCGUGUCAGGUGUGCAAGAAGAAGAUGCUGUUGCCUCACACCGUGCAGGCGUGCUGGGGCUGUGGAGAGAACAUAUGCACCCUUACAGCCAAACACUUUUGCUCUUUUAGGGGUUGAGGCAGAGCAUGUAACAUUUGCCUUGAUUCAUCUUGAUUCAACCUUGCCACACAGAAAUCGAGUGUGUCUUUUAAAACUGCUGUUUUGUCAGUAUAAUAAUAUGAUUGAUGAAUCCUUAAUCAUGGUAGUUCUGAACCAGGGAGAAUUCACUAAAUUUCAGCAUACAUUAUCCUUUACUUUGUUGUUGUAGAGCAUAAACAAAACCACCAGGACCCCAUGAUAGAGCUGAAAAAUGCUUCUCAUCUAUACCCAGCAGAGCUGAAUUCCUUCUCUUUUGACUGCAUAAAAGACUCUUUUCCAUACUAUUCCAAGUUUUGUAAAAUUAUGGGUGAUCAGUGUUUUACUGCCCAUGGGAAAAGCAUGCAAACAAGCCUCAUUGUGCAAGCUGCAGAGCAGCUAUAUAUUGUUUGUUUUCCCUUGAUUUGGUUUGUAAAUUCUGGACAAUUGUAUAAAUACUAUGAAAGAGAAUAA
Megalops cyprinoides (Indo-Pacific tarpon) is the source of this 1255-nucleotide messenger RNA. It is a transcript of the gene gig2p, whose product is annotated as grass carp reovirus (GCRV)-induced gene 2p. Lineage: Eukaryota; Metazoa; Chordata; Actinopteri; Elopiformes; Megalopidae. Gene Ontology annotation, cellular component: cytoplasm. The record is from RefSeq and is a predicted model, not a curated record. The coding region runs from base 122 to 784 and encodes 220 amino acids. The transcript is spliced from 2 exons.